Messenger RNA from Aspergillus heteromorphus CBS 117.55, 3249 nucleotides. RefSeq names its product ubiquitin-ubiquitin ligase UFD2. NCBI's taxonomy places the organism in Eukaryota, Fungi, Ascomycota, Eurotiomycetes, Eurotiales, Aspergillaceae. The transcript is spliced from 7 exons. Gene Ontology annotation, cellular component: nucleus; ubiquitin ligase complex; cytoplasm. Gene Ontology annotation, biological process: protein polyubiquitination. The coding region runs from base 1 to 3249 and encodes 1082 amino acids. The record is from RefSeq and is a predicted model, not a curated record. Gene Ontology annotation, molecular function: ubiquitin-ubiquitin ligase activity.
AUGUCGGAGAGCCAGUCUGAAGCGGAUAAGAUCCGCAACAAGCGCUUGGCGAAACUGGGAAAUCCAACACCGCCUGCGCAGAACGAAGGCGCCGCAGAAUCAGCAUCGAGUCGGCCCGCAUCGCCAGCGCCGUCCACUCCUUCAUCUCGCAUCCCAGAGAAACUCCAGACACAAUUCCCGUCGAACCCCAACAGCGCGCCAGGCUCGUCGGCCCCUUCACCACAACAACCCUCGCAACAGUCCGAAUGGAAGCGAAUCAAGAUCACCCCGGCAGCCUCUGCCGUCUCGGGCCCCGACCGCUCACAGACCGUGACGCCAGUGUCCGGCACACCACCACCCUCGCGAGCGGAGGAGACCAUCGAGGCCUUCCAGGAUCGUACAUUGAGCGCCGUGUUCAAGCUGACCUUGAACGAGGCCCGACAGAAGGAUAUCCACGGACAGCGGUUGACAUAUUUGCCCGGUGUGCGGAGUGAGCUGGAGGAACAAGGUCGCGAGAUUCGCGUGGACGUCUCUCUUUUGGAUCAAGCCCUUCUGGAAGCGGCCUCCAAUGCCCCGCAGCAGAAGCCCCUGGACUAUCUGCUCCCGUGCUGGCGGAGGAUAUCCAGGCUGCACAAGGGGUUUCGCCGCAAUCGCGAGGAUGAUCCCAAAUUCAACAUCAUAUGCGAGUCGCGCCGCCUGUGCUUGAGCUACUGCAUAUUCGCCAUUACGAUGCCGGAGAUGUUCGGACUCGAGCCCUCGGACAAAUCCGCCCUCAAGCCGUAUCUCCUCUUGGAUCCCGAGGAUGACAAGGGCGUGGACUUCGAGUUCAUUGGCGAGGCCGUGAAGCGAUUCGACGAGGACGAGAGCAUCAAGCCCGCCUUCAUCGCGGCCGUGGAGGAGAUGAGCCAGGAGCUUGCGGCUAUGACCAUCAAUGAUGACUACAAGCCAUACAUGACAGUACGUUCAGGCCCUGCCCUACGGAACAUCGUCCGCCAUGCGGUCAUCGCGGCUGCCAUUACGGAGUCGUCCAUCUUCAACGAAUCGCGGGAUCCUGCAGCAUUCGAGAAGAGCACCCUCCUUGGGCCUUGGUUCCGCCUGUCGCCGCUGCAGAGCAGUGUGACCAUGACGUACUUCUCCAGCCCCAAGACGAGGGAUCAGUCCUACAUCCUUAAUGCACAGCGGUCGAUCCGCAUGAUGCAGCACAUGAUCAGCUCCGAUCUCCUUGAUGUCAUCAACCACAUGAUUCGAGCAUCCAAAGAUGCCAGGGACAGGGUCCUGGACUGGUUCGCAGCCUCCCUGAACAUCAACCACAAGCGACGAGCAAUGCAGGUGGACCCGAAUACUGUGUCAUCGGACGGUUUCAUGUUCAAUCUCACCACUUGCCUGGACCAGCUCUGUGAGCCAUUCAUGGAUGCAAGCUUUACCAAGAUUGACAGAAUCGAUGCGAACUACCUGCAUCGCAACCCUCGGGUGGACAUGAAGGAUGAAACCAAGAUCAACGCCGAUCAACAUGCUUCGGAUGAUUUUUACAAGAAGACGGACGAGGGAACGUCGAACUUUAUCACGGAGAUAUUCUUCCUAACUGUAGCUGCGCACCACUACGGCAGUGAAUCCUUGACCUCCAAGCUGGAGCAGCUCGAGAAGGACCUCCGGCACAUGGAGUCGACUAUCAACAAGUUCGAGCUGGAGCGUCAUCGGUGGGUGAACAACCCGGCGCAGCUCCGAGUCUUUGAGGAUGCUUUGAAGAAGUACAAGGAUAAGCUUGACCUGGGUAUUGCUCUGAAGUACAGUCUUCAGGGCGUCCUGUUCGAUGACCAGUGGCAGGCCCGGUCCAUGUUGUUCAUGCGGUAUGUGAUCGUCUGGCUUCUGAGGGUCGUCUCGGGCACGAACUUCCCCAGAGCCGAAAUCCAGCUUCCGCUCCCGGAGCAGCAGCCCGAGGUUUUCAAAUGUCUGCCCGAGUAUUUCUUGGACGACAUUGUGAGCAACUUCAAGUUCAUCAUGUGGUGCAUGCCGCAGAUCAUCACAGCGACGCAAGGCGACGAGCUCGUCAUGCUCUGCAUCGUCUUCCUGGAGAGCACGAACUACAUCAAGAACCCGUAUCUCAAAGCAGGCCUCGUCUCGAUCUUGUUCCGGGGAACCUGGCCACGCCCUGGUGGCGCUCGCGGUGUCCUGGUGGAUCUCCUCAACUCGAUGCCGUUCGCGAACGAGUACCUGCUGCAUGCGAUGAUGAAGUUCUACAUCGAAGCCGAACACACGGGCACCCACACCCAGUUCUUUGACAAGUUCAACAUCCGGUUUGAAAUCUUCCAGAUCAUCAAGUGCAUCUGGCCGAAUACGCUGUACCGCAACAAGCUGUACAACCAGUCCAAGCAGAACCUGGACUUCUUCGUGCGCUUCGUCAACAUGCUUCUCAACGAUGUGACGUUCGUGCUUGACGAGUCUUUUGGUGCCUUUAUCACUAUCCACAAGACGCAGACGGAACUGCGCAACGCGGCCGGGAUGGACCCCACCGUGCGCCAGCAGAAGGAGGAGCAUCUUGCGUCGGCGCAGCGCAACGCCAAGUCAUACAUGCAGCUGACGAAUGAGACCGUGGCCAUGCUCAAGCUCUUCACCGAUGCCCUGGCGGACUCGUUCACCAUGCCUGAAAUCGUGCAGCGACUGGCGGACAUGCUGGAUUACAACCUGGACGCCAUGGUCGGCCCCAAGAGUGCCAGUCUGCGCGUCGACAACCUGCAGGAGUACGGCUUCAACCCGCGGGCACUGUUGAGCGAGAUCGUCGACGUGUACUUGAACUUGAUGGGCAAGGAGAACUUCAUUGUCGCCGUGGCUCGGGAUGGGCGGUCCUACAAGCCGGCGAACUUCGAGAAGGCGGCCGAGAUCCUGCGGAAAUGGUCGCUCAAGUCGCCCGAGGAGUUUAGGCGUUGGGAGCAGCUGCAGCAUAAGGUGAAGGAGGCCAAGGAGGCCGAUGAACAAGCCGAGGAGGAUCUUGGAGAAGUCCCCGACGAUUUCUUAGAUCCUCUGAUGUACACGCUGAUGGAAGACCCGGUCAUCCUGCCUGGCUCGAGGGUAUCCAUCGACCGUGCCACGAUCCGGUCUCACCUGUUGAGUGAUCCGCACGACCCGUUCAACCGAGUUCCGCUGAAAAUGGAGGAUGUCAUACCCGACACGGAUCUCAAGGCGAAGAUCGAGGCGUUCAAAUCGGAGAGACUUGCCGAGCGGAGACAAGCGCGGGCUUCGGCCUCGGAUAGAAUGGACACAGCCAGUCCCUGA